CAAGUGACGAAAGAGAAAUCAGUCUUCGGCGGCUAUCUAUAAUCGUCUCGUAUAAUGACAAAUUGCAAUCUGGUGGGUCGCGCAAUGUUCGCGAGAGCGGAGGGCGGAACACUCAGACUCGGACACGACCGCGCCGAGCACAACAAACAGCGGCGGCUAAUUAUUAUUAUCUGACAAUAACGAAAGGAGGGGCGCCAGUGCCGGCUCGGCGGCCGCUCACUCGCGCCUCCCAGCCGUGCAAUCAUAACCCUCGGUCUUUGAACCGAACCUCCGUUGUCAUUGUUAUUUUGUUUACAACGUAUGUUCUAGAAUCAAUUAAACUUGUUUAGUUACCUACAUAAAAUAUGCGCGACUAAAUUACGUAUCAAACAGAUCUAAAAAUAAAAUUCAGAUAAGACACUACAUCUCGUAAGGACAUCACGAACAACGUUACUUUAAUUUAUACAGCAAAAGUCUCAUGGCAAUAUGUUGAUGGCUGGCGAUUUUCAUGAUACUGACUUUAGACGGAUGUAACAUAACAAGCUUUUUUAACAUAAGAUGUUCGAUCCAACCGAAUGGUGAUUGGAUGACGAUCUCAUCGCGCUCCCCAGACAAGGAGCCGUCGCCACCAAAACAGAUCAACUUCGCGGAGCCCCUGGUCGAGUCGGUGCGCGUGUACCUUGCCAAUGAGCUACCGUCCAAGCAGCUAGCACUGGUACCGCGCGCGCCCUCGCCGCCGCCUUCGCCAUCACCGCCUGCCACGCCGCCGCUCUGCGAUGUCGACAUAGCCUCGCACACCGCACACGAGGAAAUCAAAGGAAUCAAUUUCGAAGCGCGCCUCAAGCGGAAUGACCUAAACAACAACGCUUCACGACAACAGACCGAUCGGCGACAGAACGGUGACAUGCCCAGCCAAGCAGAGCUCAUGCAGCGACAACCGCUGUUGGCGCGCACCGUCAAGACAGACGCGCCGCAGCCCACCACGGACGAGUCCGACCCCGACCAGGAUCACUCGCCGCAACGCACGCAUGCAGGGGACUUCAUUGUAGAGAUUCCACCCGGCGCUGUAAGGGAGGAGAGAUACCCCAAAGAAAUAUGGAAAACUAUUAUAUCAUUCUUCUUCCUAUUUUUAUGCGUUUGUGUAAAUAUGAUGUCACUGUCCUUAGUACACGAACGACUGCCAGACAGAAACACAACGCCACCGCUCAACGACAUAAUACUAGACAACGUCGCAGCACGAGACUGGGGCCUCGCCGUGUCCGAGUAUCUCAUCAUGAUAUCGACGACAGUAGCCAUGCUGGUGGUCGUCUUCCACAAGCAUCGGUUCAUCGUCGCCCGACGCCUGUUCUUCAUAAUCGGUCUGUUGUACCUGUACCGGUCGGUCACCAUGUUCGUGACCGUGCUACCGGUGUCCAGCACCACUUACUAUUGCAGCCCCAAAAGCAAUAACACCACGCCACUACUGGUAAUCAAGAGAAUGUUCUACUUAAUAUCUGGCUUCGGGUUGUCAAUAAACGGCAAGCACACGUACUGUGGCGACUACAUAUACUCAGGGCACACGAUGGUCCUAGUGCUAAGUUACCUCAUCGUAGCAGAGUACUCGCCGAAGAAGCUGUGGCCGAUGCACUGGGCCAUGUGGGGCUCGGCGCUGCUCGGCGUGUCCUUCGUGCUCCUAGCGCACGGCCACUACACGGUGGAUGUGGUGAUAGCGUAUUACGUGACGACGCGGCUGUUUUGGACGUUCCAUUCGUUGUUAGUGACGCCUCACCGCAGCGGCAACGGCUACAACCACUACAUGAUCCAGCGGGAGUGGUGGUACUGGCUGUUCACGUACCUGGAGCGCAACGUGCGCGGGCCGGUGCCGCGCCGCUACGACUGGCCGCUGCCGUGGCCGCGUACCAAGCUCUUCAGCCGGCUCAGCUAGUGACGCGCGCGCGCGACGCUGCCGCCGCCGGAACGCGUAUGACGCUCACCUUUUGCGAGUGCCGUUUGAGGACCUGCAGCUCCUUGGGGCUGGUCCGCGUGCAGAUGGCCAGCGUUAGCGUAUAGUCGAACUGAUGCACGAUCAGAUUAAGGUAGACCGUCUCCUCCCAGUCGAUCUCUGGGUCUCCGAUGGGCAAUUUCUUGGAAUCCUUGCGGAACACCUCGACGUCGGUCUGCGAACAUAGCGGUCAGUGGUCAGUGGCAGGCGUCGGCGCCCUCGCCCGGGCGCACUCUAUGUAUAUUCGGCUGUGCUUAAGUACGAUCGCGUGAACCAAGUUGUGCGAGCGCUGCGUGUGAAAUGUGAUAAUUCGCAAAGUGAGCAUAAUAUUUAUUUCCUCACGACUAUCGCAAACUGUUCUAUAGAAAGUGAUGAUUUCGUAACUGCUUUUAUUGUUGAAUAUAAUGUAAGAUUUGAUUUUAUUUGACAAAGAACAAUAAUCGAUCAAUUAUGUACUGUCGACUGUUGAUGGAAUUCUUGUUUUUGUAAAUUGUAUAGUUUAUAAGUGGUUAUAGAAAAACCUCGAAUCAAAGUUGAAACUUACUAAGUAUUUAUUAGAAAUAUAUAUACUGUGAUGAAUGUAUAGUUGGAGACGAGUGAAUGUACUGCGCCCAUGACACUGGGAGUGUCCAGGACAUGGCGCGCUACAAGUACAUGUAGUUGUUGUACCAGCAGCCUACUAUAAGAAAUAAUAUUUUUAUAUUGUUUAAAAUAAAGUACAUACUUAACUGUUGUUAA
This is a messenger RNA of Spodoptera frugiperda (fall armyworm), 2698 nucleotides long. RefSeq names its product phosphatidylcholine:ceramide cholinephosphotransferase 2. The transcript is spliced from 2 exons. NCBI's taxonomy places the organism in Eukaryota, Metazoa, Arthropoda, Insecta, Lepidoptera, Noctuidae. Gene Ontology annotation, cellular component: endoplasmic reticulum membrane; Golgi membrane. Bases 488 to 1903 code for a protein of 471 amino acids. Gene Ontology annotation, biological process: ceramide biosynthetic process; sphingomyelin biosynthetic process. Gene Ontology annotation, molecular function: sphingomyelin synthase activity; ceramide cholinephosphotransferase activity. The record is from RefSeq and is a predicted model, not a curated record.